Molecule: messenger RNA, 1267 nt
Organism: Acomys russatus (golden spiny mouse)
Lineage: Eukaryota; Metazoa; Chordata; Mammalia; Rodentia; Muridae
Gene: Mad2l1bp
Product: MAD2L1 binding protein
Exons: 3
Coding region: 108-941 (277 amino acids)
Biological process (GO): regulation of exit from mitosis
Cellular component (GO): nucleus
Source: RefSeq, a predicted model, not a curated record
CGCUGAGUCCCUUCCGGCUGCUAGGAGCCGGAAGUGGAGCUUAAGCUUCCCAUGAUGCUCGGCGCGGCGUCUGUUUUAACCGCAGGACGACUAAGCUGGCUGUCGCGAUGGCUACUUCCUGGCCUGAGAUUCUGUCGGAGAUGUCCCCUGCUGAUGCCCCCAAUUUAGACUGGUAUGAGAAGUCAGAAGAAACUCGUGGACCCCAGGUAGAUAUCGAGCCGGUCAUCACGUCAGCCCAGGAACCUUCCAAUCCUUCGGAGUCCUUUUGCCCAAGAGGCUUGGUGCCGGUGGUGUUUCCUGGGCCCGUGAGCCAGGAAGGCUGCUGCCAGUUUACUUGUGAACUUCUAAAGCAUGUCAUGUACCAACGCCAACAGCUCCCUCUGCCCUACGAGCAGCUAAAGCACUUCUACCGAAAGUCUUCUCCCCAGGCAGAGGACACAGCAAGGAAGAAACCUCGGGUCACCUCUGAGAUGAACAGCAGGAAGUGUCAGCAGGCUCUGGCAGAACUAGAGAGCGUCCUCAGUCACCUGGAAGACUUCUUUGCCCGAACACCAGUACCGCGAGUGUUGAUCUUGCUUGGAGGCAAUGCCCUCAGCCCUAAGGAAUUCUACGAACUCGACUUGUCCAGGCUGGCCCCCUUCAGUGUGGACCAGAGUCUGAACACGGCCUCUUGUUUGCGGCGUCUCUUCCGAGCUAUCUUCCUAGCCGAUGCCUUUAGUGAGCUGCAGGCUCCUCCCCUCAUGGGUACUAUUGUCAUGGUACAGGGGCACCGUGACUGUGGAGAAGAUUGGUUUCGACCCAAGCUCAACUACCGAGUGCCCAGCCGGGGCCACAAAUUCACUGUGACGCUGUCCUGUGGCCGACCUUCCAUCCCAACCAUGGCUUCAGAGGAUUACAUCUGGUUCCAGGCACCAGUGACACUUAAAGGCUUCCAUGAAUAAUUGAAUAAGGGUGCUGGCUGAAUUCUCUCCCCCUGUGGUACCACCCACCCAUCUCUUGUUUGGGACUGAAGCUGCUUUCUGGUGAGGGAGGAGGCUGUGUCCUGGCUGUGUGCCUCUCCUCCCCAGACUUCCUGGUGACUGAUGGUGCAAGGCUGUGACUGGGAUAAUCAUCUGAUAAUCAUCGAGCAAAGUCCCUGAAUCAAUGAUUGACUCCCAAAAGCCCCUGGACUAGGUGGUUCUGUUUGUGAUUGGAAAGCAAAGAUGGGUCAGUAGACUCUCAUGGAGGAGGCCCUUCUCUGCCCUGUGCUAUGACUUUUCAGAACCGU